Rubroshorea leprosula is the source of this 801-nucleotide messenger RNA. NCBI's taxonomy places the organism in Eukaryota, Viridiplantae, Streptophyta, Magnoliopsida, Malvales, Dipterocarpaceae. The record is from the annotation of a GenBank genome assembly.
GUUAACAAAAUUUGCAAAGAAGGACAAAAACCCGACACGGACUCUUCCGGACGAAUGCAGGAAAAGUGUCGGUACCUUGUUGAGGGUGUUGACACCUUGCAGCUCGUGCUGCAUAUCUUUCAACUCAUGCUCGUCCUCUGCACCUCGUGUUCAAGUUCUGCACUUCAUGCUCGGCCUCUGCAGCUCGUGGCUGACCUUGGCACUCAUGCUCAACCCCUGCACUUUGUGCUCAACCUCUGCAGCUCAUGUUUGAGCUUGGCAGCUCGUUUGGAGCCCUGCAGUUCAUGCUUAACAGCUUGUGCUAUACAACUCCUCGCAGCUCAUGUUCUUGCAGUUCGCUUCUCAUGCUCCUGCAAUUCCCAGCUCGUGUUGCAGCAGGGACUUUACAGCUCGUUAUUGUCAAAUUUCCACGGGAUAAUAACUCCAAAUGGCUUGCUCGUUAUAGCUCGUUAUUCACAGCUUUAUUGGCAAAUUUUUCAAGCCUCUAAAUGGUUCGGUGAUGCUACGUGGGCGGUUGAAUGCCUCUGCUCUCAACUGAGCAUGAGAUAAGACUACUGGCUUCUCAGAGCAGCAUGUGUGUUCCCGGUAGUGGUUGAACUGUCAUCUUGAAGGGUGGUCUCCAGCACCUCCAGAGCUUCCAUCUCUAACACUACCAUCAGCGUUUUCUGUCAUUGGAACCAUAGUCUUUUGCUCCCUAACAGCUGAUUGGAGGGAUUUAUUUUGUUACUGACAAACUGCCUAGUCAAGACUUAUCCCUUGGAUUCUGCAAAAACAAAUUCAAAAUAGAGGGAGGUUAAGAUA